Chlorocebus sabaeus (green monkey) is the source of this 2561-nucleotide messenger RNA. RefSeq names its product family with sequence similarity 217 member A (gene FAM217A). The record is from RefSeq and is a predicted model, not a curated record. NCBI's taxonomy places the organism in Eukaryota, Metazoa, Chordata, Mammalia, Primates, Cercopithecidae.
GAUCGCGCCACUGCACUCCAGCCUGGGCAACAAAGCGAGACUCUGUCUCAAAAAAAAAAAAAAAGAAAAAGUUAUUCUUUCCAGAUAGCCAUACCUUAAUCCAGUGACUGUUUUUGCUUGUUACCUUAGAGUUCUCUAAUUCUUUUACCUUAAAGGGCAGUGGGUUAAAACGUUUUAGGUACCUUGACUGAUUGAUGUGGAAAAUAUUGUUUGGUCCUGGGGGCGAUUUGGUGUCUCCGAAAUAUGCACGAGGUGCUUGCCUGGCCUAGUUGUAAGGGUUCAAUCCUGCUUUCAAAUGGAGCAAUGGUUUUGAAUGAUUAAAAGGAGACUUUGUGCCCCUGUUUUCUAAGUUCUGGAUAAUUCACCAUAGUUUGUUCCAAUUUGUAUUUCAUCUUCUUAGCUGGUGUUUGCUUUCUCACCUCUGAUCUGGAUUUCCUCAUCUUCUGUUCUGAGAUCUGCUAGUUUGCUGUUGUCUGUGCUCCUUUUGAGUCAGGCUUGCCCCUUGUUUCUGGUUGGUUUCGUACUGUCACCCUCGCCCUGCUCAUCUAGCCCCCCUCUUCUGCUUUCUAAGCAUUCUCUUACCUCCUUUAGAUGGGAAAUCAAAACUCACACUUUUUCUUUUUUAUAAAUGUUGACCCUUACUCAUACAUGUGCCUGUCCCACAAUCUGUAUAGGAUUUUAAGGAAACAGAGCAGCAGCUACAACAAAAUGGGGAGAAGAAAUGAGACCUGUGGUAACAGCCUACGUAUGUCAGACAUCUCUCAGGAGAACUUACCUCACUGGAAUUUGGAUUCAGAAGUACCUGUUCCUGAAACUAAAAUCCUCCCAGCUGGAAGGGAUAGAGCAGCAGGUGGCAAAAUUAACAAGACCUAUUUGGAAAUUCCAGUGGAGCAGCUGACGCCAGAACCUAAUUUGUCGGCACAUACUCAAAAAAGUACACAGAAUAAUAAACAAGGGAUCUUUCAAUUAUGGAAUUGUGCUCUUAAUGAAGGAGGUACUAUAGAGAAGAGGGAAUUCAAAAAAUCUUCAGUGGAAACUGGCUUUAACGUAACCACUAAUCCCAUCAGGCUCUUCACUCUGAGCCACCCAUUCCCAAGCACUUCAGCUGACGAGCAGGUCGGUCCUUACCCUGGACUGCCGGUGCCACUAGGUCUCUGCUGGCCCCAUGCUGAUGGAGACUUUUUCAAGAACAGAAAUGAGAUUCAAUUUAGUUCAUGUUCAGCUAUAGAAAACGACGAUGGUGAAACGUUACCUGCUCCAAUUUGGAAUUUGAAACACGGAAGCAGCAGUGUGGAAGAAAAUUUAACAGAUGAAAGUGACUUAUCAGAAAAUGAGAAAGCAAAUGAUACUUUACUUAGCUCUUUUAAAAAGGUGGACCUGAACUUGAAGCCAGAAACAAUAAAAAAUGUUGAGGAACCUUUCACCGAGGAGCCAAAUGAAGUAUUUCCAUAUCCUGAUUUUCUCCCUCCUGCUUUCAGUACUCUAGACUUGCACAAUUUAGCCCUUUCCAAAUCUGACAAUUGGAAGGCGACAGUGGAACCUGCAGAAAGCUCUAUUGAACACUUGAUAACUCGUUUACUGGAACUAGAACGAUUACAACAUAUGACUAUUCAAAAAGAGAGGCCAAGACUACCAGCGACUUUCUGUACUCCAGCAGUUACUGAACGACCCUCUUCCUCCAAAGCUACACCAAAAGCGAGACAGCUAAAACUUUGUGACUCUUUGAGUCUUCAGAUACCUUGUGUAGAUAAAAGUCAAGAAAGAAGUAAAAACAACUCUGGUUCUUGCAAACUUGAGCAAAAUGCUUUAAAAUGGAAUUGGAGCAAUGCUGGCAAAUAUAAAUGGAAUACUAGACCACCGCCUCUAAAAAGUUUUUCCACCACAAAACAAUUGAUUGAAACUUAUAAGAAUCCCAAAAGUUAUAUUUUAAAUCCAUGCCAAGAACUUUCUUCCAAGCCUACUACUGGCCAAACAACUCAAUCACUGGUUAAAAUGGUCUCCACAAGAUGUCUGCCAUCGAGGUCUCCAAUGCCAGUUUCACCUAUACCUCUGUCUUUUCCCGAAAAUCAGAAGGAAGAAAUUAAGGCACCGAAGAGAAACUUUGGGACCAAAAAGAAACUUUACCGACAAAAUACAGUGUUGAAUAGACCGUUCUCUAUGCAGAAGCUAAACUGUUUGUCACCUUCCCUUAUUGCUAAGGAUAAGUGCUGCUCACCCAUUGAACAAAAAUAACUCUUUUCUUUCACACGUCUCAGUGUGAACAGAUCUAUUCUAAGAAGCCCAACUAAGAUAUGGUUAAUUAUUCCAAGACACAGGUACUAUGAACAAUCCCCCAAAAUCACCAAACGGUUGCUUGAUGUGAUACGUAGUGGAACUGGUGAAAAGCACUGCUGAGAUGUCUCUAUAUAAACCCACAGGCUUCUAUACUGACAUAUUUGACAAUCUUUUGCAUGUUGUGUUUCAAAUAAAUGGUUCACUUAGUAGACUAUUCUAUUCAAAAGGCUAUUGUUUUUUCAGUGAUUGUUUUCCAGCAUCAUUCCAUCAAUAAAUGGUAUAAUUGA